Molecule: messenger RNA, 3824 nt
Organism: Biomphalaria glabrata
Lineage: Eukaryota; Metazoa; Mollusca; Gastropoda; Planorbidae
Exons: 12
Coding region: 116-1336 (406 amino acids)
Biological process (GO): protein phosphorylation
Molecular function (GO): protein kinase activity; ATP binding
Source: RefSeq, a predicted model, not a curated record
AGGAAAUCCAGUUUUCAGCGAAACUUUAAACUAGUCACUAGAGACUACAGUCUAGAUCUAAUCUAUCUAUUACAAAUUAAAAGAAACAAAGAAUUCAAGUUGCAUAGUACUACAAAUGGAAGAAGAUUCAGGUGAAUCAGGAGUAGUGUUUUAUGAUGUUGGACAACAUGACAAGCUUAUGUCUCUAUGUCUUCAGGAAGCAUCAGCUGAUGUUGAUCUAGAUAAUCUGUCACUAAUACGUAAAAAUAUAAACCCUGUUUGUAUUAAAGAAAACAGUUUUAAAGUUCAAACCUCAUCUGCCUUGAACGCCGUAGAGAAAAUCAUUGGAAACAUAACUUUUCUACAAAAUAGUGGACUUAAAACAGGCAUUGUUUUGAAUCGAUCAAAAGUUUCUGAAAAUUCAAGACAUACAAACAAAGAAGGGGAAAUUUUAGGUAUUGGAAUCAAUUCACCAAUUAUCAUUGUCAAAGACCAAAUAACUGGAGAGAUAAAUGCGCAAAAGACAAUUAUGCUAGCCCGAUUUGAUGGUGAUCAGAUAAUGGCAUGGUAUCAUUUGCAAGAAAAAGAUUUGGCUCCAGAGUUAUAUGCUUUUAAAAUGGUUGAAGAUCGGGUGGUCAUGAAUAUGGAAAUUAUGAAAGGAAAAACUCUGCAACAUGUUUUGGAUAAAAUUACACUAAACUCUGAUCAGGCUAUUGGUUUAUCCAUUUGUGUAUUAGAUGGUCUCUUGUCAGCUUAUGAAUGUUUGAGACAGAAAGGUUAUUCUCAUAGUGAUAUGCAUGCUGGCAAUGUGAUGAUCACACCAAAGUUAAACAUAAAAGUGUUUGACUUUGAUGCAGCCAAGAAAUUUUUACAGAACAGCCAGAAAUUGAAAGAGGACAUAUUGGAGAUCAUAAGAAUGUUUUGUGCUCUGUACUCUGGGGACAACUUAACCAGCAGAGAUAUAGCAAAUCAGAUUUUGGAAGAAAGAAGCCUUGAAACGUUCAGUUCAAAAUUGAGAUCUCAAUUAACUCAAGCUCAGCGACAAGAACUUUUCAAAAUCCUCAUGAUGCUCUUUGAUUCUGUUGCUUUUCCAGAGCAAGAGAAUUAUGGUGACACUGCUGAUGUUUCUAAUUAUGUUAAAAAAAAUAUGCCUGGAGAUGAAAUGAAGAAGCAGAUUGCUGUGUUGCUAUUUCCUGAAGACUUUCAAUUUAAAGAAGUAGCAGACUGUGGCACUGGAAGUAAGAGAAUGAGAACAGAUUUCACUAGUGUAUGGGAGGAUCCAUCUAUGGAAGACUAUGUUCUGAAUGUAACAGAUCAAAAACUGAAUGAACUGCAACAUUUUGUUCUUGCAUGCUAACUAAGAUUGGAGACAAAUCAAACAUCUUCUUAGCUUUAGAUAGUCAUAAUUCUAUUUCAAGAAUGUUUUUGCCUACUCAUAAGAAUUUCAAGGUAUAUCAAUAUAGAAAUAGCUUUACAUGACUUAAUAACACACAAAUAUCAAUCAUCUUCUAAAUUCAUGUCCAAAAAUAAAAAGGUAAAAUAUAAAGACAUUGAAAGCAAGUUUUACUCAUCACAAAGUUUUUUUCAACCUACACCAAAAUUAGUCUAACACUUUAAUUUUAUAUUUCAAUUUGAAUCAAAUUCUCAUGUUCUGAAAGACAUGAUUGUAAAGUUAAGUGGAACAGAAAGCAAAUAUAUACUAUAAUUGUACAGCAAUUUUUUUUUCAAUUAAGAAAAGGAUAAGACAAACCAUAGUUGCCUUGGCUUGAAAAAGUAUGCAUAAUUUCUGUAUUUUAAGGUUUUCAUAUAUUUUGCAAUAUUUUAAACUCGUGUUUAUAUUUUUAAAACAUUUUCAUGCCUAAUCCUUGUAUUAUUAUUAUGAAUUCUACUGUUAAAAUAUAAAAUGAUUACAAAUCUUAAAUUUAUAAUGUUUUAUUUCUUUUUAUGUCAUUGUUGACAAUGUGCCUUAAUGUUGUUUUUUUUUUGCAUUUGUACUGACAGUGCCUGUAAAUGAAAAUAUACUUCAUUUAUACACUUAAACACCCACAAAGCAACUGAUGAAAGAGCUAAUGCUAGCUAUUUUAAUUUUCAGUCUACAAUUCUUUAUACAUGUUUUUAACAAACAACAAAUUUAAUAUCACCAUUUCACUAUCAAGACAUUGUCAAAAUUCUUGUUUAUAAAUGAUGAAUUACUUAGUCAAAUUAGUCAGCAUUUCAAUUACUUAGUCAAAUUAGUCAGCAUUUCAACACCAAGGAAAUUAUUACAUGUCUUUAUAAUCAUAUAGAUUAGUACCACAUAUAUUAACACAAUGUUGCCUUUUAAAAUACUGUUACUAACAAUGGUGGGUAUUGUGUAUUAGUUUUUACAAUUUGUGUAUGUAUCUCUCUUUUUUUGUAUCUCUGAAAGCAAGAGUUAGGGAUUUUUUUUUUAGUUAGUUACUUAGGCUUAGAUCCUCCCGCAAUGUUCGGGGCUAUGGGCAGCAGGCUGUCUCCAUAAAAAUCUGGCAACGUCUGAAGCCUCUUCUCACCUGGUGUCCACUGAGCUGAGGUCUUCCAUGAAAAUGUGAUGCCAAAUUAUAUGCAGACAUCCCUGUUUAUGCUUUCCUUGUAUGGGCACCAAUGUCAUUUUUUAGUUACAGUUGUAUUAACUAAAACUGUUUCCCUGCUUUUUUUAAAGCACAGUUUUAAUAAAUACAUUUUCAUGUUUAUAUUUUUUAAGUGCAGAUGUUUCAUCAGUAAGGAAAAUUAUUUUUUCUUCUUUUACUCCAAUUAUAAAGUUUUGUCAUAGACGCAUUUUUUUAAUCAUUAAUUUUGCUUUUUUUUUUUUGGUAACUGUUGAGUCAGGACAAUUUUUAAAAGAUUUUAAUUAUAUUAGAAAAUAAUGAUGGUUAAUUUUAUUUUAAUGUCUCCAUUGUGAAUCAAUGCUAAAUUUUUAUCCUGAAACAAAAUAUUUUAUUAUUCAUUUUAUUCAAUUUAAAAUUAUCCUCAAUCAUAUCACAUGCUAGAAAAAUACUAGCAUAUUUUAUAAAAUAUGCUCUCAGGAUAAUUAUUGAAUUUUUUUUAGAUUAUGCUUUUCAUUUAGGCUAAUUUUAAAUAUUUGAAGCUCAGUUAUGAGUAUCAUUUUCUAGAACACCCUCUCAUAUUGUAUAUUUAUAUGAAAAAAGCAUAUCAAUAAAUAUCUAUUCCCAAUGAAACAGUGUUUGCUUUUGAACAACUAGGAUUUUACUUGUUAUUCUCAAAUGUUGCUAAUUUCCUUUGAAAGAUAUUUCAGUUUUAAAACUUUUUUCAGUUUGUGACAACAGAAAACUACACAUGUAUCAUUGUCAGAACUCCCAAACCAGUUUGCCUAUCACUGCUAUAUUGGACCAUUCUCAAAAAAAUAAUAACUAUAACAUGUAAAUAUGCCUCUGCUACUGGCUCACUACCUAACCUCUUUGAAUGUUAACUUCUUAGUUUUUUUCUGCAUACAAAGUAUGUUACUUGUAUUUUAUUUCUUUUCAUUAUUUAUUGUAAGUCAAUGUUUCUUGUUAUGAAAAUGUAGUUUUGUUCCUGUUGCCCUUUGUGAUUUAUUAUUCAGUUUUAUUUUUUUAGAAAUGGUAAGGAACAUUUUUUAGCCAUUAAAAUUUAUUUUUUUUAACUGACCUUUUUCUACUUUGUAUAGAUCUAAAGUCUACAUAUGUGAACAUUAGUAGGUUAAACAUAAAUACAUUUUUUUUAUUCAAAUGCUGUUUUUAUAAGUUAAAUUUUUGUUUCUUUAAAAUCUUUGUUUCAUGAAAUGUGAUCACAUAAAAAAGUAAUGUACACUAUUUUAUAGGUCAAUUAAAGGAAAAAGAUCUGAUUUAAUA